Carica papaya (papaya) is the source of this 2900-nucleotide messenger RNA. RefSeq names its product conserved oligomeric Golgi complex component-related / COG complex component-like protein (gene EYE). Lineage: Eukaryota; Viridiplantae; Streptophyta; Magnoliopsida; Brassicales; Caricaceae. Gene Ontology annotation, cellular component: COG complex. The record is from RefSeq and is a predicted model, not a curated record. Gene Ontology annotation, biological process: intracellular protein transport; retrograde vesicle-mediated transport, Golgi to endoplasmic reticulum; Golgi organization.
CAGCAAUGACCCGUCCCUUAUGUCGUGAUUUCUGAUCUUUAAAACCACCGGCGCCAACCGUCCGAUCCGUCUUUGCCCGGAAACCAUGAUGCUGGAUCUAGGCCCCUUCUCGGACGACAAAUUCGACCCUAAGAAGUGGAUGAACUCGGCGUGCCAGGCUAGGCAUCCGCAAGACUCACUGGAGAAGCACAUGGUGGAUCUCGAGAUGAAGCUCCAAAUGGUCUCGGAAGAAAUUGCUGCAUCACUCGAGGAGCAGAGCGCCGCCGCGCUUCUCCGUGUCCCGCGCGCCACUCGCGACGUAGUUCGUCUCCGUGACGAUGCAGUUUCACUCCGUAGUUCGGUUGCUGGAAUCCUACAGAAGCUCAAGAAGGCAGAGGGAUCUUCUUCAGAGUCUAUAGCUGCUCUUGCUAAAGUAGAUACUGUCAAGCAGAGAAUGGAAGCUGCUUAUGAGACGUUGCAGGAUGCUGCUGGAUUAACUCAAUUAAGUUCAACUGUGGAGGAUGUCUUUGCUAGUGGUGAUCUUCCUCGGGCAGCUGAAACGUUGGCCAACAUGAGGCAUUGCUUAUCUGCUGUUGGUGAGGUUGCUGAAUUUGCCAAUGUCAGAAAGCAGCUUGAGGUGUUAGAGGAUAGGCUAGAUGCAAUGGUUCAGCCUCGUCUUACAGAUGCAUUAUCUAAUCGCAAGAUUGAUACUGCUCAAGAUUUGCGAGGAAUCCUGAUUCGAAUUGGAAGAUUCAGGUCCUUAGAGUUACAUUAUACAAAAGUUCACCUAAAAAAAAUAAAGAGUCUCUGGGAAGACUUUGACGCAAGGCAACGGACUAAUAAGGUUGCAAAUGAGAAGAAUGAAUUUGAAAGGCCGUCAAGUAAUAAUGAGUUGGUAUCAAGUUUGCCUACAGUAUCAUUCUCCAGUUGGUUGCCGAGUUUUUAUGAUGAAUUACUGCUGUAUAUUGAACAAGAAUGGAAAUGGUGUAUGGUUGCUUUUCCAGAUGAUUACAAGAUUCUUGUCCCAAAGCUACUAAUCGAGACUAUGGGAGUUGUUGGUACUAGUUUCAUUUCCCGUCUCAACCUAGCUACUGGCAAUGCUGUUCCAGAAACAAGAGCACUUGCCAAAGGUGUACUAGAUAUUCUAUCUGGAGACAUGCCAAAGGGAAUUAAAAUCCAGACUAAGCAUCUGGAGGCCUUGAUAGAAUUGCAUAAUAUAACGGGGACCUUUGCGAGGAAUAUUCAGCACUCAUUCUCAGAAUCUGAUAUCAAAAUUUUAACAGAUACAUUGAAGGCAGUGUAUUUACCAUAUGAAUCAUUUAAGCAGAAGUAUGGGCAGAUGGAGCGUGCUAUCCUCUCUUCUGAGAUUGCUGCAGUCGAUUUGAGGGGAGCAGUUACCCGUGGUGUGGGGGCACAGGGCAUUGAACUUAGUGAGACAGUUCGGAGAAUGGAAGAGUCUAUUCCUCAAGUCAUUGUUCUUCUUGAAGCAGCUGUGGAAAGAUGCAUCAGCUUUACUGGUGGUUCCGAGGCAGAUGAGCUAAUUCUUGCACUUGAUGACAUAAUGUUACAAUACAUUUCUAUUCUGCAAGAAACACUUAAAUCAUUAAGAGUUGUAUGUGGAGUAGAUCAUCUUGGUGAUGGGAUUAGUGGAAAGAAGGAGCUUGGCUUGGACAAAAAGGAAGGUGCACAAAAUAUACGCAGAGGGGAGUUGAUGUCAAAUGAGGAGGAAUGGUCCAUUGUGCAAGGGGCACUGCAGAUUCUCACGGUUGCAGAUUGUCUCACAAGCAGGUCCUCUGUCUUUGAAGCCUCUUUGAGAGCUACUCUAGCAAGAUUGAGCACCAGUUUGCAUCUUUCGGUGUUUGGUUCAAGUUUAGAUCCAAACCAGUUACAUAUAACCAGUGAAGAUGGAAACAACGAACAGUCUGUUGGUGGAAGGGCUGCCUUGGAUGUCGCUGCUGUCCGGCUUCUUGAUGUUCCAGAGAAGGCUCGGAAACUCUUUAGCUUAUUGGAUCAGUCUAAAGAUCCUCGGUUUCAUGCGCUUCCAAUGGCAUCUCAGAGAGUUGCUGCUUUUGCUGACACUGUGAAUGAACUUGUCUAUGAUGUUCUCAUAUCUAAAGUUCGACAGCGUCUAAGUGAUGUGGCCCAUUUGCCAAUCUGGUCCGCAGUGGAGGAACAAAGUGCAUUUCCUCUUCCAACAUUCAGUGCAUAUCCUCAGUCCUAUGUAACUAGUGUUGGUGAAUAUCUCCUCACUUUGCCCCAGCAGUUAGAACCUCUUGCUGAGGGCAUCUCUAGCAACAGUGACAUCAACAGUGAUGAAGCCCAAUUUUUUGCGACUGAAUGGAUGUUCAAGGUUGCAGAGGGUGCCACUGCCCUUUACAUGGAGCAGUUACGAGGCAUUCAGUAUAUAACAGAUCAUGGAGCUCAGCAGCUUUCAGUUGACAUCGAGUACUUGAGUAAUGUUCUUUCUGCUCUGUCAAUGCCAGUUCCCCCUGUCCUUGCCACAUUUCAAACUUGCCUUUCAACACAAAGGGAUCAGUUGAAGGAUUUAAUAAAGGCAGAUUCUGGCAACCAGCUGGAUCUUCCCACGGCUAACCUUGUGUGUAAAAUCCGGCGUGUGAGCUUAGACUAACAAUUUUUCUUUCUACUAAAUAGUAUUUUUCUUAUCUUAUAACAAAAUGGAGGUCUGCUGGCAUAGCAUUGUGAGUUUACUUCAGGUUUUUGACAAACGCAAUACUAAGCAUGAAGUGCAGGGGACCUCAUACAUUGUAUAAGAGUAAGCCUAUCAUUUCUGUCGCAAAUUUUCUAUGCACUUAGAGAAAAAAAAAAAUUGAAAUGAAGAAAGGAAAGAUGUAUACAAUUCAGAGUUGGGAAGUACUUCCUUACCCAUGCCUAUGUAUGAAAGGGGGAAAGGAAAUUUUAUA